Colletotrichum karsti is the source of this 1557-nucleotide messenger RNA. RefSeq names its product cytochrome p450 alkane hydroxylase. The record is from RefSeq and is a predicted model, not a curated record. The coding region runs from base 1 to 1557 and encodes 518 amino acids. Gene Ontology annotation, molecular function: heme binding; iron ion binding; oxidoreductase activity, acting on paired donors, with incorporation or reduction of molecular oxygen. The transcript has 5 exons. NCBI's taxonomy places the organism in Eukaryota, Fungi, Ascomycota, Sordariomycetes, Glomerellales, Glomerellaceae.
AUGGGUUUAAUCGAGAACUUGACGAACGCCAACCCCCUCCACGUCGCUGGCUACGUGGUUGGGGCAUACGUCCUGUUACUGGUCUUUUACAGAGUCAGAAACGACUACUUGAUUCGGAAAGCAGGAGGUGUAAGGGCUCCGAUCAUUGCCUCUAACCCAAUCACUGCAAUUCCAGUAUUCCUCCGGAUCGGCCGGUACCAGCUCAGACACCAGCUUCUCGAAGGCCUUAACUCGCUUUUCACCGUCGCUACCCCUGAGUCACCAAACACAAUCGAGAUUGGGUUCACUGGCAGGCUUCGAUUUCUCAUCACCAAGGAGCCUGAACAUAUCAAGACGGUCCUCACUUCGAAGUUUGCCGAUUUUGGAAAGGGUCCUCUGUUCCAUCAGGUGUGGUCUCCGUUUCUGGGAGACAGCAUCUUCACGACCGAUGGCAAGAUGUGGCAGGAUAACCGCAGCCUCAUCAGGCCGAUGUUCAUCAAGGACAGAGUCAGUGAUUUGGCCAUCUUCGACAAAUGGACGAAAGUCAUGAUGUCUAAGUUCCCUUCUUCCGGGGUCACUUUUGAUAUCAUGGAUUUGUUCUACCGGAUGACGCUGGAUGUCACGACCGACUUUUUGCUGGGACACAGCGUCAACAGUCUCGAUAACCCGAAGAAUCACUUUGCCCAUGCGUUCAACGAAGUUCAGAGCUACCAGAUGUUCUACACCAUCAUGGCGCCCUUCCAAUCUAUUCUUCCCCACGGCAAGUACAAGCGCGGUAUUCGUGUGAUCGAAGAGUUUGUUGUCCCUUAUAUCGAAGAGGCACUUGCGUUGCCUCCCGAUGAGCUCGAGAAGCUCUCCAAGUCGGACAAGGACUUCACGUUCUUGCACAACAUCGCUCGCUUCACUCGCGACCCCAAGAUUAUCCGCGACCAACUCAUCGCCAUCUUGCUCGCCGGCCGCGACACCACAGCUGCGACGCUCUCAUGGACCAUUUACGAACUCUCUCGAUACCCCGCCACCUUUGCCAAACUGCGCAACGAAAUCCUUACCACCUUGGGGCCAAAUAAGGCACCUACGUAUGAGGAUCUUAAGAACAUGAAGUACUUGACAAACUGCCUGAACGAAACGCUGCGUCUGUACCCCGCGGUACCAUUCAACGUCCGCUCAGCACUGACGACGACGACGCUGCCCGGCCAGAACGGCGGCCCGGAUAUCGCGGUGUUGGAGGGCGACUCGGUCGUAUACAGCACGCUUGCCAUGCAGAGGAGAAGAGAGUUGUACCCCCCGGUCUCCGAGAAAUUCGCGGACCCCGCGAUCUACUCCCCGGAAAGAUGGGAGAAUUGGACGCCGAAGCCGUGGCAAUACGUCCCGUUCAACGGCGGCCCGAGGAUCUGCGUGGGUCAGAACUUUGCCAUGACGGAGAUGGCUUAUACACUGGUGCUAUUUUUGCAAAAGUACGACAGAAUUGAGUACCGCGGAAUCUGGAAUGAACAGGUCCUCAAGGCGGAGAUCGUCGGCGCCCCGGGACAAGGGGUGCCGAUUGCACUCCACGAGGCUAUUGAUGGCGAGAUGGCGUAA